AUGGCGACUCCAAGACACAACCGCGGUCGACCUCCCAAGCGGAUGUCAACAAACAUGGAGGAUCAAGAUUUCAUGACACAUACUAUUUCAACAGCGUCAGAGAUACAGCCUACAACACCUCGAUAUACCGCACUAGGGACCCCCUCCAUUCUCCGCUCAGCAACCCGACGAACUCCUCGCGCCGGUCCUUUGACACCAUUUGGCCUUCGCGCAAUACAGCGUCGUGUAAAUACGCCCGGAAGAGACAGGCGACGGAGCACACGUGGCCCACAACAAGAAACAGCCUUUGACAUCUUGCGAAAUCUUGGCAGAACAUUGGCCCCCAUUUCCAAACCUAUACAGUCGUCUCCACAAGAAGAACGAAGCCCAAGUCCGGAGGAUUCAUCAUCAGAGGAAGAAGAUGAGACAUUGGUUCUUGACAAUGAGCCCUUGCCGGAGCGUCCGCGUCUGUCUCUGCCAAUUGAUGUCGAUAGCGGGACAAGUGAAAAUGGCAGUCCAGAUCUCCCUCCGCCACGGCUAUCCUUGCAGUUCGAUGAAGACGACAUUACGCAACGGUCCGUGGAAUACCCACGAAGAGCCAUCAGCGAACAGGAUCGGCAACGGUUGGAGAGAAUGAGCUUCGGAGACGUAAGAUUGAGUGAAAACUUUGGCGACCUUACGCGGCUAGAUGCUUUCUCAGAACACGGUGACACCACGAUGUUUCCUCAGGAUGACGAUGGGGGGGGCAUUGAGCAGUCGCAGCUGGAUGAGGCAGCAUUCGACGCUGGCGGUGAAACUGCGGAUCUAGGGCGAUUCAAUCUGGAUUUCAAUUUCCCAAGUCCCGUUGCUCCAGCAGCGGGACUUGACCCUCUGCGAAACGAGGAAGAGGAUUUUAUGCUGCAGACUGAACAAGCCGAUGAUAUUCCAUAUCCGUCUUCCGAUGACGCAGGAGCAGGAGAUUUCGGAGGCUUUGAGGUGAAUAUGGCAGAUCAAGUAUCCGACGCCGGUACUACAGGUACUGCCGAAGCUGGAGCUGAACUUGUCGGAGGCGGUCUCAGAGACGAGCCACGUACAAAGAGUCGAAAAGAAAAGAAGCUAUCCCGUCAUGGAAUUCCCGUCCCUACGCUACCCACGGGCGUGGUCAAAAGACUGGCCACGCGUUUCGCCCGUGUGGGAGCAGGUGCAAAAUCCAAAAUCAACAAAGAAACCCUCACUGCCAUUGAACAGGCUUCCGAAUGGUUUUUUGAACAAGCCAGUGAGGAUCUUGCCACGUAUGCGAAACAUGCAAAUCGGAAGACUAUUGACGAGAGCGAUUACAAAUACGGUAUUUUCGUUGGCCCAGAAACACUUGCCAAAGGAGCUGUUACAAGAUAUACGACUGUCAUUACCGCCCUAGCCGACCAGCCACUGCUCAUCUUUGCUGUUGGUAACAAUAAUCAUUAG
Molecule: messenger RNA, 1422 nt
Organism: Talaromyces atroroseus
Lineage: Eukaryota; Fungi; Ascomycota; Eurotiomycetes; Eurotiales; Trichocomaceae
Exons: 5
Coding region: 1-1422 (473 amino acids)
Biological process (GO): resolution of meiotic recombination intermediates; replication fork processing
Cellular component (GO): FANCM-MHF complex; Fanconi anaemia nuclear complex
Molecular function (GO): protein heterodimerization activity; chromatin binding
Source: RefSeq, a predicted model, not a curated record